This is a messenger RNA of Exaiptasia diaphana, 1806 nucleotides long. RefSeq lists its product as uncharacterized. Gene Ontology annotation, biological process: carbohydrate metabolic process. The record is from RefSeq and is a predicted model, not a curated record. Gene Ontology annotation, molecular function: calcium ion binding; alpha-amylase activity. The coding region runs from base 17 to 1546 and encodes 509 amino acids. NCBI's taxonomy places the organism in Eukaryota, Metazoa, Cnidaria, Anthozoa, Actiniaria, Aiptasiidae. The transcript is spliced from 2 exons.
AAUCGAGCUCUACAACAUGAAAUUCAAAUUCUUUCUACUUAUCGUAACUGUUACAUCCUUUGUAAAGACAAUAUCUUCAAAAACUGCUGAAGAAUGGAAAACGAGGAUAAUCUACCAGAUUUUAACCGAUCGUUUCGCUCCCUCGGGUGACUUACCAACAACAAAAUGCACAAACUUGAGAGGAUGGUGYGGGGGAACAUUCAAAGGCAUACAAARACACCUCGAUUACAUCUCAGGACUCGGGGCUAAUGCAAUUUGGAUCUCGCCUAUUGUUCUCAACACAAAUGGGGGCUAUCACGGAUACUGGGCAAAGAACAUUUUCGAAAUCGAGUCACAUUUUGGCUCAAAAGAAGAUCUCAAGAAUCUGGUGAAAGCGUGUCAUGAGCGUGACAUUUGGGURAUGGUUGAUGUAGUUGCCAAUCACAUGGGAUACCCUCCCAAUACAGACUGGACAACGCCCUGGAACUCCACYCUUUUUAAUAACUUCCCSGAUCAUUUCACGCCUUUUAACAAAUYCGAAUACUACCAUCCUCAGCAUCCYUACAUUAAGUGGCCUGAGGAAUGUCACGAUUUGCACAAAAUACAAACGUACUGGCUUGCAAAUCUACCYGACCUUAACCAAAGUCACCCAUUCGUCCAGGAAACGCUACUAAAAUGGAUUCAAGAUAUUGUAAUCGAGUAUGAAUUUGAUGGAUGCAGAAUUGACACUGUUAUCCAAGUACCAAAAUGGUUUUGGACCAAGUUUCAAAGAGCAGGCAAAGUGUUCAUGCUUGGUGAGGCAAACAAUGGCUCUCCACCCUGUGGAACGAUUAACUUUACUGCUCAGUUYCAAGGCCCACUCAAAUCAGUUUUAGACUUUCCAUUGUUUUGGACAAUGAGAUAUAUUUUCCAAGAAAGAAGUCAGAACUUCACGUCCCUGAGCAAGAAUUUAAUCGAGUCAGCCAAAGCAUUCCUGGACAGAUCUGUUCUUGGGGGAUUCAUAGACAACCAUGACCAUGAAAGAUUUCUUCAUAAGAAUCCAAGUUACACAGCUCUUCGUAACAACUURGUUUAUAUCUUUAUGUCCCAGUGCAUUCCAAUUCUUUACUAUGGAACAGAGCAAGGCUUCAGUGGUGGAAAUGAUCCAAAUUGCAGGGAGUCAUUAUGGCCUUACAUGAACCCUAAACACGUGCUAUACCAGUUUAUUCGAAAUCUUAUUCAGGUUCGAAAGUCCCAAGGAAAAUCUUGGCUGAACAGCAAUCAACUGGAAAGACAUGUUGAUGCAAAAGUCUAUGCUUUCUCACGUCAGAACGUACUGGUUGUAAUCACUACUAAUUCAAUGAGCAUAACAAGAGUUCUCAAGUCUCAUCCGUUCAAGGCUGGUGAUGAGGUUCAGAACUUACUUGAUGUCAAACAAAAGUUCAAAGUCUCAAAUGAGGGGCAGUUAAAAGUAACUUUGUUGGAUGGCGAGGCUCUUAUACUGGCAAGAAUUACAAGCAUUGCAACUAGUGUURCCUCAGUUCCAAUUAUGUAUGCUGCAUGCUGUAUUUUAUUCUUCAUUUUGUAGUUUUCAUAACCAUCAAACCAUGUGAUGUGUCGAGUUGUCUUAGUUUCUAUCAUAUGGGCUGGAAAGACAUGUCCUUAAUUUGUAGUUCUAUCAUCCCAAAUCCUUUUCCAUUGCUCUGCUAUGAUCUUAGUUGAUAAUAAGUAGUCAAUGUUUUCUUCUGACUAAUUUCAAGUCAGACUUUGCAAGAGAAGUAAUAUUUUCCAUGACUGUAAUCAUGUUAAAGCAUUAAAAUACUGUAUAUUAAAAAAAGAUAGYUGAUU